AUGCGUGUCCGAAUGCUUCAAGAUUCAUCUGCUGAAACAUUCUCAAAACAAUUGUUAGAUAUCGGUGAUGGAAAAGUUACUAAGGAUGAGACUGGAUGCAUAAAAUUACUGGACGAUUUCUGCAUAAUCAUUGAUUCACAAGAUGCUCUCAUUAACCUAAUAUUUUCCGAUGUACACACACAAUACAUUCAUCAUGAGUGGCUGGCAGAAAGGACGAUUUCAGCAGCAAAAUAUGUGAACGUCAUCGAAUUGAAUCUGAAGAUAAAACAGUUAUUGCCAGGUAACUUGGUGACAUAUAAAUCCGUUGAUGCAGUUUGCGAUCCUAUUGAAGCUGCAAAUUUUCCAACAGAGUUUUUAAACUCAUUGGAUUUACCAGGCAUACCACCGCAUAAUUUAGUACUCAGAGUUGGAUCUCCGGUUAUUUUGCUUCGUAUUUUGAACCUACCACGGCUGUGCAACGGCACGCGAUUAGUCGUUAAAAAAUUAAUGAACAAUGUUAUCGAAGUCAUUAUUUUAGAUGACAAAUUCCGGGGUGAAAGUAUAUUACUGCCACGAAUCCCUAUUGUACCCACAGAUGUGCCAAUUCAAUUUAAACGCAUUCAGUUCCCCAUUAGAUUGGCAUUUGCAAUUACAAGGCCAAACAAUGUCUGUUUGUGUCUUAGAUUUGAGCACACCAUAUUUUUCACACGGACAAUUAUACGUGGCAUGCUCUCGAGUGGGCAAACCAUCCAGUUUAUUUGUGUCAGCUAA
Messenger RNA from Parasteatoda tepidariorum (common house spider), 750 nucleotides. The record is from RefSeq and is a predicted model, not a curated record. Lineage: Eukaryota; Metazoa; Arthropoda; Arachnida; Araneae; Theridiidae.